Molecule: messenger RNA, 531 nt
Organism: Ylistrum balloti
Lineage: Eukaryota; Metazoa; Mollusca; Bivalvia; Pectinida; Pectinidae
Product: gastrula zinc finger protein XlCGF32.1-like
Exons: 1
Coding region: 1-531 (176 amino acids)
Source: RefSeq, a predicted model, not a curated record
AUGAGUCCGGGGGGAGAGGAGGACCACACUCUGGGUUUGGAGAUUGGACCAGUGCGGACUGUGAAGAGAUACCCUUGUUCUGCUUGCCAGAAGAUUUGCAAGACACCAGAAGAUCUUGUCCGACACCAGGCCAUUCACCAAAGCCCAAUAAUUGUUUGUCGGAUUUGUGAAAAUCAGGCCUUUCCUACACCACAAACCCUGAAGGAUCAUUUGAUCCAGAAUCAUGCCACAGAAUUUACUCACUUCUGUUUUCAGUGUGGUAAGGGCUUCAAGUCUGAUGCAGGCAUCAAGGACCAUCAAAAGGUAUACCACGUGACCUCGUUGGAAUGCCCAGUGUGUGAGGUAUGUGGCAAGGCAUUUGCCCUACGGAACCGUCUAGUGGUACACAUGAGAAGCCAUUCCCAUCAGCGUCCAUUUAUCUGCCCUCACUGUGGCAAGGCCUACAAACAUAAACAUGGAUUAAAGACCCACAUCCAGACAAGUUGUCUCCCCUCUAUGGGUGCUUCUUACAAUCCAAGUGAUCCCCAUUGA